CUCUAGCUGACGUCGCUCGUUCAUAGCAAAGCUCGGGGCCCAAGGCUUCCGGAAAUCGAAACGUGACUCCGUCGUUACCGAAUACCAUGAUCGCCGCCGCAACGACUCACAGUAUGAGUCGACCGACGAACAUAUAUCCCCACCUACACCACCGGUCUUUCCUCAACCCUAGAUUUCCCCAUCCUCACUCAAUAUCAGAAACCCCGCAAUAUUAGACACGCAGUCCACCUACAAGAAACACUCUCGAAAUGCCGAUCCAACAGCUAAAGCUACCGCCGUACGAAUCAGAGACCCCUGCCGAACAAACCUCACCGAUCCUAUCGAUCUUACCCUGGCCUGCCAAACGCGCAAGAACAAAAAUCGCCGCCGUGAGCUCCCAUGAUACUGUCGGCAUCCGGCACGAGUCCAAGCAGCAACUCAUUGACCGAUGGCGCUUCCUCAUCAAAGAAGAUUGGCCUUCGCUGAUCGAAGCACUUGUCCACCUACAGCAACACACAUUGACUUUAGACCAGAGUGGAGUGCUUGAAACCAAGAGACAAACGCUUCUGGGUCUGAUCAAAAAAGCGCCAGGAACUGACGCGUCGAGGAGAGAAGGCAAUGAGUUCUUCAGUCAGUUCGCUAUUGCCAUGCUUGGCAUCUCAGGCUGUCCGGUCAAGAAGAACGACGUCGCCGAGAAAAGGGGGUGGAGGAAGAAUGUGCUGGACGAAGCAGGUGUGCCAGAGAAGGAACGGUAUGUCUGGGAUCUGGGGCUGUAUUUGGCGCCCCUGAGUCCAGAGAAGCGGAGUUAGUCACUCGAGG
Messenger RNA from Trematosphaeria pertusa, 798 nucleotides. RefSeq lists its product as uncharacterized. NCBI's taxonomy places the organism in Eukaryota, Fungi, Ascomycota, Dothideomycetes, Pleosporales, Trematosphaeriaceae. The coding region runs from base 249 to 788 and encodes 179 amino acids. The transcript has a single exon. The record is from RefSeq and is a predicted model, not a curated record.